AUGCCCGAGCAGGAAGCCCCCUACGACCCCUACAUCCCCAGCGGCCAGGCCGGCGCUCAACAGGGUGCUGGCGGCAAUGCCAGGACGCAGGCCCUCCAAGCUCAAAUCGAUGACACCGUCGGUGUGAUGCGUGACAACAUCAACAAAGUUUCCCAACGUGGCGAGCGACUCGAUGCCCUUCAGGACAAGACCGACAACCUGGCCGUCUCGGCGCAAGGUUUCCGCCGGGGAGCCAACAGAGUCCGCAAGCAGAUGUGGUGGAAGGACAUGAAGAUGCGCAUGUGCCUGAUUGUUGUUUCGAUGCUCCAGGCAACUCAACUCAAAUGCUAA
This is a messenger RNA of Fusarium vanettenii 77-13-4, 330 nucleotides long. RefSeq lists its product as uncharacterized. Gene Ontology annotation, biological process: vesicle-mediated transport; vesicle fusion. The transcript is spliced from 3 exons. Gene Ontology annotation, cellular component: plasma membrane; SNARE complex. The record is from RefSeq and is a predicted model, not a curated record. Gene Ontology annotation, molecular function: SNAP receptor activity; syntaxin binding. NCBI's taxonomy places the organism in Eukaryota, Fungi, Ascomycota, Sordariomycetes, Hypocreales, Nectriaceae. Bases 1 to 330 code for a protein of 109 amino acids.